AUGGCCGGACAAGAAGCUCACGUCUACAAAUACGCCGAUCGCAGUCAGCUGUUCUACCAGUGUCAAAUCAGCAUCACCAUCAAGGAACCCAACACAGAGUGUGCACGACCGCAAUGCGCUGAGCCGAAAGGGUUCGGAGCUGUGAAACAAGCCCAACAACCGCAAUUCUUCCGUGUGCUAAAGAAGAGAUCGCUGGAAGCUCUCGAAAACGUCCUCGAUGUCCGCACCGAGAUCACCGCUCUCGACGUGAUCGACGGAGAGGUCAGUCCAUCCGAAAGUCUACCAGCUCUACCUCAAGCUGCUCGUCUUCAGUCUGACGCCCAGAUGAUGACGCUUCCGUCAGAUGGCGUUUGCAUGUCGUUGCAAGUAAUGUCAGUUCUUGUCGCUGGACUCGUCUUUAUCCUCAUUGUCAGCGUCAUCUCCACAGCACUUUGUCUGCGAGUGAAGAAAUAUUAA
Molecule: messenger RNA, 456 nt
Organism: Angiostrongylus costaricensis
Lineage: Eukaryota; Metazoa; Nematoda; Chromadorea; Rhabditida; Metastrongylidae
Source: the annotation of a GenBank genome assembly